Molecule: messenger RNA, 495 nt
Organism: Stylonychia lemnae
Lineage: Eukaryota; Ciliophora; Spirotrichea; Sporadotrichida; Oxytrichidae
Source: the annotation of a GenBank genome assembly
AUGGUUAUCAAUCUCAUGAGAUCUGAUCCAAAGAGCAUGAUACCUUAGAUAAGAUCCAUUAAAUAGCAUAAGUUCUACAAAGGACAACCAAUUCAGCCUUUAGUGGAUUAUCUGAACUCAAUUGAACCAUUACCAUUGGUCACUCUAGAUGAGCAUGCUUGUCAAGCCUGCAGAAAUAAUACUGACAGAAAAAUGAAAACAGAUGAAGACACAGGUAAAGAUCAUUUUGAGAAAGGAGGAAAUUAAGAGGAGUUCCAAGGAAUGAUAGGAAAUGGUAAGGGGAUUGAGACUACUGAGUGCACAUAGAUCGGAUGGAAUGGGUCUGCUCAAGAUCUGAUCUUCUUUUUACUAGUAGAUGGAUUUAAAGAUUAAAAGUCACAUGCAAUUCUUGAUCCUAAACUAAUCAAGGUUGGUAUUUCAUUCAAGGCUCACAAAAAGCUUCAUAAUGUGUUCUAAAUCCUUUACGUAAAGUAGAUAAGCAAUAAUAUGAACUGA